UUCUACUCGGCGACUGUUCAUUAUGAAACUGUUACAAGUUGUUCUGGUGUUGGUUUUCGUGGCAAUAAUUGCUGCAAAAGUUCCACAUACAAGACAGAGCUCACUGAAUGUGCUAGCCCAGGUGAAAUCAGCGAUUCCCAGUAAACGGAGUAGAUCCAGCCAGCAGACCACCGAAGAUGUGCUCAAUAAUUUCUUCCGCAGCGUUCUGACAACACAGACUGAGGCUGUCCAUAUGGUCUUGGCCAUCGAAGACGAUUUGACGACCUUUGGCGAAAGUAUCGAAUACUGGUGUUGGGAAUACAACGCCUUAACGCUGGAAAGCACCGUAAGGUGGAUUGGCGGGGGUUACAGCGAUUGUUUGGACAAGCUGGACACAUCUGUCGCCGAAUUACUUGCUGAAGUAAUUGGUCGUAAUCAUGAUCAGGAGGAGGAUCUAAGUCAGUACCAUGUAUUCGCACUCUUCCGGAAGAGCAACAUUAUCAGCAAUCCAGAAGCCAUCGGAAACAAUAUUGCUUCGAUCGACUUUGGCAUCACAAAGGACAUCCCGGAGCUUGGCGGCGAACUGUCUGCUUUUGAAAACAAUUUGAACGAGAUACUUACUGCAUAUUCUAAAUGUUUGACUCAAAAGUUUAUCUCUCAGCAGGAGGUUUUUGAUAAUAUUCUGAAGACCUCUAAAUUAUGUGCAGAUAUUGACUGAAAAUGCUAAAGACCAAUUAUCACAAAAACUGGCGAUGUAGAACAUGCUGUAAGCGUUCAAUAAAGCACUUUUUUCACAAAACUAAAAGACUU
Molecule: messenger RNA, 789 nt
Organism: Aedes albopictus (Asian tiger mosquito)
Lineage: Eukaryota; Metazoa; Arthropoda; Insecta; Diptera; Culicidae
Exons: 2
Coding region: 23-697 (224 amino acids)
Source: RefSeq, a predicted model, not a curated record